Molecule: messenger RNA, 1305 nt
Organism: Bursaphelenchus okinawaensis
Lineage: Eukaryota; Metazoa; Nematoda; Chromadorea; Rhabditida; Aphelenchoididae
Source: the annotation of a GenBank genome assembly
AUGGGCGGUGUUUACUUGAGGUUUCAGAAUGCGGAGAAGUUUGCUCAUAUUCUUAAGAUGUGUAAGUUGAGUUUAAAAUUUAAAAUUUAAUUUAUCAAGCCAAAAAAUGGCAAGCAAUGUCUUUACAAUACAAAAAAUGACAAGAACUUUUUUUACAAAGCAAGAAAUGGCAAGAACUUUCUUUACAAACCAAAAACAGGCACAAACUUUGUUUACAAGGUAAAAAAUAGCAAGAAAUUUGUUUACAAAACAAAGUAUGACAAGAACUUUCUUUACAAAGCAAACAAAAAACGUUUUGUUGUUUCUCACCGUGCAAAAUAAUGUAAAAAUACGUCAAGAUUUUUUUAAAUUUCUAAUGGCUUGUUUUUUAAAUAAAUUCUAUGAAUAAUAUCAAUCUAUAACAAUAUAUACGUUCAGUAGGACCAGAAGCAUGGGCGAUAAUAAACGAGUACGAAAUAGGAAGCAUUUCGUAUGUUACAUUAAGAAAUAGGCUGGCUGAACACUAUCAAAAACUCAAUAUUCUUGAUGGAAAAAAAUCUGUCAAACAGCUUAUAGAUGGACCGGUAUGUUAUUGAUUUAUAGUUCGGGGGUCGGGGUUUAGGCUAGGCUUUUAGGCUAGGGCUCUGGGCUAGGGCUCUGGGCUAAGGCUAGAAUUACUAUCUAAUAUUUCAAUUUCAGGACUCACUAAUCAUAAAUUGUAUCGAAAUUUUGCGUGAAAAUGGCUACAAAACUGGAUUAUUGACUAAUGUUGGCUACAAGGACGACACUUUUACGGAAACUGACACCAAAGUGAAUAAAGAACACUUUGAUGUUAUUGUAGAGUCUUGUAUAGAAAAAAUGCGAAAACCUUUCAAGGAGAUAUAUUUGGUAAGUUAGGUAUUAAAAACGGCAAGAACUUUCCUUACAACACCAAAAAUGGCAAAAACUUUGUUUACAAAACAAAGAACCACAAAAACUUUCUUUACAGAACAAAAAACGACAAAAACUUUCUUUACAAAACAAAAAAUGGCAAGAACUUUCUUUACAACACAAGAAACGGCUAGAACUUUUUUUACAUAACAAAAAACGGCGAAAACUUCCUUUACAAAUCUAAAAUUUUUUAAAUUGAAUUUAAAAAAAAAUUUGCAGCUUACGGCCGAAAGACUUAGGGUAAAGCCUGAGGAAUGCAUUUUCAUCGACGAUUUGAUUCAAAACUGUUACACAGCUGACGAUCUUGGAAUGACAGCUAUCGAACUUAAAGGUGGAGAUUCGAAAACUGCAGUGAAAACGUUGGGGUGGUACUUGGGCUUAGAUCUAUUGAGCUAA